Messenger RNA from Myripristis murdjan (pinecone soldierfish), 3345 nucleotides. It is a transcript of the gene glcci1a, whose product is annotated as glucocorticoid induced 1a. Gene Ontology annotation, biological process: podocyte development. Gene Ontology annotation, cellular component: cytoplasm. Lineage: Eukaryota; Metazoa; Chordata; Actinopteri; Holocentriformes; Holocentridae. The transcript has 8 exons. The record is from RefSeq and is a predicted model, not a curated record. The coding region runs from base 395 to 1954 and encodes 519 amino acids.
CAUGAGUUACAAGAGCGACAAGGAAGGAGUAAACUGAGUUAGUAAUACGGUAGUAACAUAAUUGUUUCAGCUAAAAUUUUGUUCAUAACUAUAGACGCGUGUGAUUACUUAAAGUGCUUACCUGCUAAGUAGAAAACAGCUCCGUUUGAGUUUAACUAACUUCAUACGACUCGCUAACUUAGCAAAAAUGUAGCAAGCCACUAUCUGGGAUUGACUACCGUGAAUGAACGUAAGAAAAAGCGUUACUUAACUGGCAGACUUUGUUCAAAAUGUCUACUGUGUACUGAAAAACAAAACUCAAAAGCUAAAGUGUGAGCUUUUUCCCAGGACUUUGGACUUUUCUACCCUCGUACAACAACAGUGUCCAACUUCAUCAACUGUAGUAACGUUAAUCAUGUCAGCAUCAACAUCAGCAGCCAACUCAUCCCAGCAGCGGGUUAAACUCAGCGGCUCCCCCACAGCCUCUUCCACUGCCUGUAGCAACAACAGCACCACGGUCCGGUUGCAGCCUAUCCGCGCCACGGUGCCGUACCAGCUUUUGCGUGGAAAUCAGCACAGCCCAACCCGUCCCUCUUCCUCCUCCUUCUCAGUAGCUGGGAGCAACACAGGACCGACGUCGUCCCGUUGCUCCAGUCCCGCCAACCCGGGUGGAAGCGGCUCGGAGGGCAGGCUGGUCCCCAGGCAGAGACUCUCUUCGCCGGACAGCAAGAGCUCACCCGACGGCUCUCCCUAUUCGGCUGUUUCCAAAGUUGAAAGAGCAAAGUCGCAGCAGGUUCGGAGCUCUGGGGUGAUUCGUCGGACUUCCUCCCUGGGCACAAUCACAGGGCCCUACCUCACUGGGCAGUGGCCUCGUGACCCCCAUGUGCACUACCCAUCUUGUAUGAAAGAUAAAUCCACACAGACUCCUGGAUGUUGGGUUGACGAAACAGGUGAGAAGAGGAACACCCACCAGCGUUCGGCGUCCUGGGGCAGCGCCGAUCAGCUCAAAGAGCAGAUCGCCAAGCUCCGGCAGCAGCUCCAGCGCAGCAAACAAGGAGGACGCCACAGUAAAGACAAAGACCGCCUUUCCCCCCUCCAGUGCAACGUCAUCAACUACAGUGUCCUGAACAGUACCACCAACAGCACCUUGACUGCGGCUAGCCACGCUCAGCAGUUUUCCAUGUCGAAGUCGGCCCAGAUGCCGCUGUCCAACAUCACAGUGCCAAAGCCCUCCAUCUCUAGGGUGCCCAGCAGUAUGGAAGGCAUCAACCAUGAGCUGGAGAAGGUCUUCAUCAAAGACAACGGUGAGAAGGAGGAGCUCAAGGCUCUGGAGGUUCCUGAUGGGCGGCGGGCUCCUUUCCCUCCCCAGCAGCGCAGCAGCAGUACCCGAAGUGUCGACACCCAAACGCCCUCGGCACCCGGCAGGUCCAGCAGCUGCUCCAGCCUGUCACCCUGCCCCUCGCCUGCCUGCCCACCGGGAUCCCACGACGGCAGUCCAUACUCCACAGAUGACCUACUGUAUGACAGAGAUAAAGACAGCGGAAGCAGCUCACCACUGCCCAAGUUCGCUUCUUCACCCAAACCCAACAACAGCUACAUGUUCAAGCGGGAGCCCCCAGAGGGCUGUGAGAAGAUUAAAGCCUUUGAGGAGAUGAGCUCCAGGCAGUCCACGUCAGCAUCGGUCCCUCUCUUCUCUUGCCCCGACAAAAACAAGGUCAACUUCAUCCCGACAGGCUCGGCGUUCUGCCCCGUUAAACUCCCCGGUACCCUGCAUCUCACCCCGGCUUCGGAGCCCGAGGAGGACGACCCGGAGGCGGGCCCCAGCUCGGGGCCUCAGGGGGCCACAUCACUGUACAGCGCCCCCACUCAGGUCUCCACCAGCACCAGCACAGACGACCCUCCAGAGGAGCCCAGCUCACCUUCCCACACCUCAGAGACUGCAGCCUCCCAGACAGACAGCCCGGCCAUCAGCUAGAUGUGAGCAGAGCUGGUCUCUGCCUCGGGAUUCAUGCUAGCAACCACCAACCACCAUGACCGACUGACCUACUGACGCCUCCCUCUCCUCUGCUGAAGGAGCUUCCCUCUCUCUGUGCUGAACCCCCUCCCGCCUUUCUCUCUCUCUGCAUGACGUAGCAACAAUGUCCUGAACAACAAUCACCACCACCAACACCACAAAGACAAGCCACCUUAAUGUUCUGUCCUGCAUAUUGUCUAAGCACUGUUCUUGGCAGGGAUAGACCUGAUGUUUCAGAGGUUAGAAUAUGCCGGCAUCUGAGGGAAGGAAUGGAAUACUGUGUAUGGGGGGCAUGCAUUUUAAACUGGUAAUAUGUUUAUGAUUAAAUUAUGUGUUGUGUUCUGUUUCAACAUUCACAGUAUGAAUAAGCUCUCUAUACAUAUAUACACAUAUAUCUCUAUGAAAAGAAAGAAAAAUGCUUGUUAAAAAAAAAAUCCAAAACUGUGUAUUGCUGUGUUAUGUACCCAACAGGAAAAACAGCUGUACUAUUCAGGAUUAUGUUUACACUAUCCAGGUCACAUUGUCGAACCCUCUCUGAAGAAAAAAAUGCAAUCAAAAAUAAUUUGGGCAAAGGAAAAGACAAAAUGGCCACAAUUCGUUGCACAGUGUCUGCAUCUGGCCUCGCUUCAGGUAUUUCACUCGGAGUCUAUACUCAGGUAAUUUGGAAUGUAUGUCCAUACAAAUAUCUGCAGCUUGAUUAAGCAGAACAGUUCCACUUAGCAGUCACUCAUUUACUCCCGUUGUUUUCUCAUCUCCAGAAACAUUCCUUGUUGUUACAGAGUUUAGUCUGAGAUUCGACUUGUGCUCGCUAGAUGCAGAGGGUAUAGGGUUCAACUAGACUGUGCUGCCUGGUUGCCUUUUUGACUGGUGGUGAGGUACUGUAUGGACCAGACACACUGUGACCGAUAGCAUUUCUGGCUGUGUGUGUACUGAUAGAAGCAUGCUUCAGAGGGACUUGGAUGACAUGGAUGUCUUACUAGUUGGAGCCUCAUGACAGUGUGUGGUUGGGUCUUCUUUGCUGUGACGGCGGACUUCUGCGGUCACAGGAAGACAAACCAAACGGAGAAGCCUUUGGUUCGGUUCAGGUGCAGAUUGGAGUUCUAGUGAGUCAGUAAUUUUCAGAGGCAGAAAUAAGCUGACUGGUUGAGUUAGUCAUCAGUAGGCAAAAGCCACAGAGACAGCUUUUUGGAGCGCAUGUUAGCUUACUGGCAACCUUAUAUAACAAAUAAGGCAUGGUGGUAGAAGCAGAAAUUAUAUUACCUCCAAGAAUAUGUGAGGCCACAACCUGGGUUAGGGUUAGAACUGGGCUAAACAGAGUCAGAUGAACAGCGAUCAGUGGGACUAUACACUGG